Molecule: messenger RNA, 1867 nt
Organism: Coffea arabica (coffee)
Lineage: Eukaryota; Viridiplantae; Streptophyta; Magnoliopsida; Gentianales; Rubiaceae
Source: RefSeq, a predicted model, not a curated record
GACACAAAGGAGGCGCAAUUAGAAUGCCACGUACUGCCUCCCGCGCUUCACAUUUUUAGCUCCAAAUUUCCCCUCCCAACACCCAACUAGAACCUCCGAGUGAAGAAGGCCGGCCAUGGCCGCCGUGGCUAGCACCACUUCUAUUCUCAACAACUUUCCAAGAAUCAACAAAUUUAAAGAAAGCCCUUUUCUCAAUUAUCUCUCCAUCAAUUAUCUCUCCAGAGGGGUUUUCCCUACUGAGAAUUGCGCAAGACCCUCAAAAAUGACAAUUUGCAGGACCCAAAUGAAAAUGGUUAAACCCAAUAGCUUCAAGAACACUUCUUUUGUGAAUCAUAAUGGUAGAAUUUACAACAGGCUUGAGUCUUGUUUGGUCAUUCCUCCUCCAAGAGGGAAAAAACCCAAAGCCAUUAUUAAAUUCUUGGGAGGUGCUUUUGUUGGAGCUGUCCCUGAAGUUACUUACAGCUAUUUGCUGGAGCAACUGGCAAAUGAAGGCUAUUUCAUUAUCUCGGUGCCAUAUAACGUGACAUUUGAUCAUGAAAAAGUAACUAGGGAGAUUUAUGAGAGGUUUCAUGCUGGCUUUGAUUUGAUUUUGGGGUCUGAAUUGCCAGAAUAUGGCCUUUCACCUGAUGAUAUUGUUGAUCUUCCACUUUACUCGGUAGGCCAUAGCAAUGGUGCACUUCUACAAGUGCUUACUGGAAGUUAUUUUUGUGAGAAGAUACCCAAGGCAAAUGCAAUAAUAUCAUACAACAACAGGCCAGCGUCGGAGGCAGUACCAUACUUUGAGCAGUUAGGACCUCUUGUCAGUCAAAUAUUUCCAAUUAUGGAAGCGUCUCCAGUAUAUUCAUUCACUCGAAAUGCCUCAGCAGAUGCAUGGAAAAUACUACUUGAUACUGCUGGAACCAUGAUUCCAGAUUACGAUCCAGAAGUGGCAGUGUCAGUCAACAAGUUUGUUGAUCAGUUGCCGGCUGUUUUUAAUCAGCUUGCUGAAGGAAUUUCGGAGUUCAGGCCAACACCCUCUGAGAAUCUUGACUGUUUCCAGAAGUCAUACAAUGUUCAGCAUACAUUACUGGUCAAGUUCAAUGUUGAUGCAAUUGAUCAGACUGAUCUCCUUGAAGAGACACUGAAGCCUCGAGUGGAAUCUAUUGGUGGAAAACUACAGAAAAUAACAUUGAAUGGAACUCAUAUUACACCUUGCAUACAGGAACCUAGAUGGCAAGUGGGAGAUAUAUACUCGCCUGUAGAUGCCGUUGCUCAAGGUCUUAAGACAAUUUCUUUGAACGACACUAGAGUCCUCACAAGAACAAUUACAGAUUGGUUUAGUCAACUUGAAGGAUAGAGACACAUAAAUCAGACCCAUGAUGCGGCAAUAUCUGAAUCGUGUGAAUCCUUCCUGGUAGUGGGUUGACCUUCUUCCCUUUGAGUUGUUUGCAUAGAAUUUUUCUCGGAAAGUUUUGCAUGGAAAAGCAUCCUAUGUUUGCAUAGAACUUUCUAGGAAUUUGCAGGGAAAUGCAUCCUAUGAUGCAUAGGAUGCAAGGAAUUUGGUUAGAUAUGAUAUAAAUACGUAAUUUUGAUAGUUGUAGGCAUCAUUACAUGGCUUGUGAAAUAUAAAUCUCAGACACUUUGUCUCUGGAGUUCUGCGCACACUCACACAGAUGCUUCUUCAAAAGGCACGUCAACAUUUAGCUUACUUUUGGUAAUUGAUACCAGCAAUCAGUUGUUUUCUACUUGGUGAUACUGAGAUUUAUGUGGUAGCCUUGUGCAUAGUCUGCGGGGAGGGGCAGACUGUACAUCUAAAUCUCCUAUUAGCAUCAUCUGAUACGCUUUGUCACGUCUUGUAAUCUUUUCCUUUAGGUGUAUGUCUUUUGCA